GUUCCUUCGAGGUUCUCAGGCAUGCUGGACGCGAUCCUGUACCCGACGAUGCAGGGGCACGACCCGAUCAAAGGCAUCGUUUCUUUGGAGACCAUGGUGCAGAGGUAUGAGGAGCAAACGGGACAGAAGGUGAUGGAGUCGACCAAGAAGUCAGUGAUCAGCACGCGCCUGGUACCGCAGAAGCUGAGAGAGCACCUGAUGCUGAACGCGACGAAAUUCACCGCGCACACGCUUGCGAGGGCAGAGGUGCUGAACUACUUGAGGUCGAAGCAGGCGGCGCUGGCGUUCAACGGACCUGCACCGAUGGAUUUGGACGCGCUGACGUUCGGGAAGCAGGGCAACGCCGGCAAGAGUCAGAGCAGCCAGGGUAAGGGCGGCAACGGCAAGGGCUAUGACCAGAGUGGCAUCCCACAGUGCAAGUAUUGCUUGAAGAGAGGUCACGCGCCCAAGGAGCGCAGAAAGGCAGCGCAGGACAUGAAGGAUGGCAAGAUCACCAAAGAGGAGCUCUGGAGGAUCAGUGAAGGCAAAGGCAAGGGCAAAGACAAUAACAAUAAGACGAAGACGCUGACGCCCAAGACCAAUGACAAGGCUGUCAGCUAUUUAGGUCCAGACUACGACGCCGAGGAGGGCUACAUCUUCAUGAUCGAGGCGAGCGAGGACGAGGAGCUUGAUCACAAUGCGAAGUUAGAUCACAAUGAGGAUACAGAGAAGGGGCCCAAUUACGACAAGUACGAGAAUGACGAGAGCGACCUGAUUCCGGCAAGCGAGUUUGCCAACGAUGACGACGGGAAUAUCGAGGUUAUGGUCGAUUCAUGCGCGGCGAGUGGAGGCGUGGUGCUAAGCCCCAUGAUGAGCAAGAAGAUCAAGGAUAUGAUAAUGAAGGGGGGUAACAAGUCGCUCGAGAUCGCGAAGGGGCGCAGCAUCUACAGCUUCGACGUGGCCGCGCGCUCGCUUUGCCCACUACCAGCAGCAGAAGAUCAAGUACCUGAGCCACCCGAGCCGCUGGAGAGCGAGGAGGCGCAGCUUCCCGAGAGGAAGAAGGAGAGAUACAAGCCGGCAGCGGAGGAGAUCGCCAUCCACGAGAGGGCUAAUCCCGACGAGGCGCCGACGACGCCUGUGAUUCGCAUGGACUAUUGCUUCGUGAACACCGAGACGGAGACGGACAUGGUCACUAUCUUGAUUAUGGUUCAGAAGCCAGAGGACUCCGUAGCGUCGAUCGCGGCGAUUCAGAAGGGGCCCAGCGAGUGCGUCAAUUCAGCAGCGAUCACGGCGGUGAAGAACAGGAGGAAGCACAGCGCACAGGUGGAGAAGUCACCGAAGGGGUCACAUCAGAGCAACGGGGCGAUCGGGAACGCUGUCGAGAGAGCGGAGUCGCUGUCGCGGACGUUGCGCAGCGAGCUCGAGGCGAACCUGGGCGUGAAGAUCGGGCCGAAGAGUUUGAUCAUGCCGUGGCUGGUCAGACGCGUGGGUUACUUGCUCACGAGGUUCGCGAUCGAGACGGGCGGCGGGGCAGCUCGGGAGCGACUGGGGCGCGCCAAGUUCAACGACGAGGUCAUCGCGGGGGCGGCGCGAGGCAUCGAGCGCGCCAGGGCUGCGAAGUUAAGGGCCAAGGGGGAUCGGCACAGCAAGGAGGUGUACAACAUGUUUAUAAGGGGGCCCGUCAUGCACAACAUGUUUUCUGGGGGUCAAGGACCAGAACGAGGCGGUUCGGCGAAGAGGCAUAUCACGCAGGCGCUGAUUGAGGAGCAUGGGCCCACGGACGGGGGCGCAGCUUGCGAUGGGGAGCUCAGCGAGACACAACGCGAGGCGCAGGACUUUGUUCGCGAAGAUCUUCGACGAGGCGGGACCUAA
Molecule: messenger RNA, 1851 nt
Organism: Prorocentrum cordatum
Lineage: Eukaryota; Dinophyceae; Prorocentrales; Prorocentraceae
Source: the annotation of a GenBank genome assembly